UGAGAUUGUAUUGUUAUUGCUUUCAUAAUUUUUUUGAAAUACAUACUUAUUACCACUUAUCAACUUACCUAUACUAAAUAACUAUUGAAUGGUAUUAUAUUCUUUUGCGCAAUGGCUCUGAAGUACAUAUUUGUGUUUAUGUUUAUUUUAAAUUAUAUAUCGGUCGGUCUUAGUAUCAAAUGUUGGAAUUGCAGAUCAAGCAAUGAUCCAAAAUGCGCCGAUCCAUUCGAUAAUAGUACCGUACCAAUUACCGAUUGUGAUCAAGAAAGAGGAUUGUCACAUUUGGUAGGAAUAAGGCCAUCUAUGUGCCGAAAAAUUAGACAAAAAGUAAAUGGAGAGUGGCACUAUUUCAGAGACUGUGCUUAUCUCGGAGAAGUUGGUAUUCAAGGUGAUGAAAGGUUUUGUCUCAUGAGGACAGGUACUUACAAUAUCUUUGAGGAAUACUGCACCUGUAAAAGCAAGGAUGGAUGCAACUCAGCAUCGCUGAAUUUCUCCAAAAUAUCAUUAUGUGUAUCUAUUCUGACUGCUUUGUCAUUUUGUUGUUUGGUUUAGAUCUAAAUAUUGCUUGGACCCAGUAACUUUGACUCAUAAAAAUUAAGUUUUAAAUGUGGUUGUGUUAAAAUUCACUUAAAGAUAAUAUUAGAUAUUAUUUGAUAAUGCUGUCUUAGAGAUGGUAUGGAUAAGUCACCCUUAAAAUAGUUACAGGUAUUUCAGAUACAUGUACAUACUAUAAUAUUUUGUUACUUGAACCAUCAAUCAUUGUUAAACUGUAUUCAUUAAAGUGUCAUUAAGUAGACCCUCAAUAAAAUAUAUCUAAAAAAUAUUUUCCUGUAAACCCAAAAUAACAAUAACUGUAAAUUUAAUUUUCAAUAUAAGCCAACUGAGUACAUUUUUUCUUCAUAAUUUGAAUAAAUUUUUGAAUUUUACUUAUAAAGUCCAUCUAAAAAAUCAUCUCAGUACAUUUUAUUGAUGUGCCAAUUCACACUUGACUAAGAAAUCAUAGUUAUUAUCGAAUUUUGAAAAUCAAUAUGUUGGUGCUAUGAAACAACCAUACUGUAAUUUUAAUCAUUAUUAUUAAAGUUUUUCUAUUUAGUAAUUAUAAUGGGGAUUACCAGUUGUUCUUGUAUUUUAACGUCUGACACAACAAAGUUAGUGACAGUCUUUGAAAAACAUCUAUCCAAUUAUCCAAAUGUUUUGAGUUUUCCUUAGCAUUGAUUCCGACAAUAUUUGUCCUUUAAACAAUUCGACACGUGUUUCGCCUCUACACAAGGCCUCCUCAGGAUAACGCCAAAAUCUGGCAUGAGACUCAGAGUUUGAGUCGAAACACAUGUCGAAUUGUUUAAAGUACAAAUAUUAGCGGAAUUAACAAUAAAGAGAACUCAAAACAUUUGGAUAAUUAUGGAUUUCCGCAAAGUAACACCUACUUCAAUAAAUCUAUCCAAUUGUUGCCCUAAUUAUGGAACUUGGUACUUAUUAGCUUGCCUUGCUAGUAAUCAUGUGAAUUCUUUUCUGACUUCCAAGAUGGCAUUUAUUUCAACAUUUUUAUAUGAUUGCAUUAAUUGAAAUUGCAUGUCACAAUUUCACAUACUGCAUUAUAUAUAAUGUAAAAAAACAACUGUUUGUAAUAUCUCCUGUAAAGAAGACAUCAUGCGCAUAAAAAUUUUUCAAGGGCCAAUUGUUUAUAUAUUUUAAAGGAAUUAUAUGAAGGAUGUUCAAAAUAAGACCCUUGUGUUUUCUAAAAUUAUUAUUGAAACUUUGGCAUAAAAGACAUUAUUAUAUUAAAUCAACUCAUCGAAAUGAAAUCAACUCAUGAAAUACGGAAAAUAGAGAAGGAUAAUUGCUGUAAUAAUAAUUUAUUAUCAAUAGAGGCAAUUCAUAAAUUAUUUAAUUUGAAAAUAAAUAAUUUCACAGACUUUGCACAAAUACUCUAUAAGAGCCAUAUUCAAAGACUGAAAAUUCGUCCAUGUAUGUAGUUAUUAAGAGUUCUUUUAAAUAUACUAUUUUGAAUUUGAAA
Molecule: messenger RNA, 2014 nt
Organism: Leptidea sinapis
Lineage: Eukaryota; Metazoa; Arthropoda; Insecta; Lepidoptera; Pieridae
Gene: crok
Exons: 3
Coding region: 112-552 (146 amino acids)
Biological process (GO): positive regulation of voltage-gated potassium channel activity; regulation of synaptic transmission, cholinergic; sleep
Source: RefSeq, a predicted model, not a curated record